ACAAAAAUGAGUUGCAGUGCAAAGAGAGCCACUAUCAUGCCUAGGCAUUAUGGGCAGACUUAAUUUAAUGGCUUACAGACUAUAUAAUACUAUAGAAAUUGAACAUAGGUCAUUGCUGACCCUAGUGUAGUCCAAAGACUUUAUACCCCGUCCAACCAACCUUAGGCAAGGUGAUGGUCCACUUGACCUAACUGGACUUUAUUGUUUCCAUUUUUUUCGUUUCUUAAGAAACUUUUUCUUUACAAUUCCCACCCAAAUUUUGGCAUCCUGUUCCUCUGGACUCCCGGGAGUCAGGAGUUAGUGAGGUGUAACCUUUGUUAGCCCUUAACAACCCAAAACAACAACAACCCUCCCACCUUCACUCAGUGACAGUUAUACCACUGAUACACGGUAUACCAGCUUCCCAGCGUCAAUUUGGUAUACCACUGACACAAGGUAGCUGCCGAGGUAUACCACUGACACAAGGUAGCUGCCAAGUAUACCAGUGACACAAGGUAGCUGCCAAGUAUACCAGUGACACAAGGUAGCUGCCAAGUAUACCACUGACACAAAGUAGCUGUCAGGUAUACCAGUGAGCAGCCAAGAAAUACAUCCUGAGCAACAAUGAGUGGUAGCAAACAGCGCCCAAGUAUCCUGGACAAGUCUCUGAGUCGGGGCAGGACCGAGGUGAGCCUCACAGCUUAUGCGCUUCUGUUUUCCGAGAUGGUCCAGUACUCCCACAACCGUGUGACAAGUGUCAAUGAAUUACACAAUAAACACAUAUUCAUUAAAUUUUUUUGUUUUCAGUCACUAUUUGGGAAAGAGGCAGACAAGCUGGACCGAGCAACAGAUGAUGAGCGCAUAUACUACUUGAUAGAAAAAGAACCAUUAGUCAACCGAUUCAUAUCUGUGCCACGAGACAAAAGCUCCAUCAAUUGUGCUGCAUUUAUAGCUGGCAUUAUUGAGUCUGUCCUUAAUGCCACAGGAUUUCCAGCAAAAGUGACAGCACUGUGGCAUAAAGGCACAACAUUCAUGAUCAAGUUUGAUGACACUGUCUUAACCAGGGACAAACAGUUGGAAGGACGGUGAUUGUAUACACAACCAUAUUAUUUAAGAGCUGUUAUUAGUACAGUGUUAAUUAGAGAAGCAAGCAGUUGGGUCUCACACUUGGUAAGGCAUUGUAUCAUUAGUGCUUUUUAAUGUUUCAUAAUAUACUUACUCACUUUACAGUGCUUAUAAUAUAUUUGUAACAAUUCAAUUUUAGUACAUUUAUGCAGUAAUUUAGGGAAGUAAUUUUUUUUUUUUUUUUUUCCUGAAGUGCGGUUUAUGAUUUGCAAUAUUAAAAAUUAGUGUGGCUAGAGAAUUAUACUUUGACACUGCUAUACCACCUACAAUUUUCACCAUUGUGUUAUUUAGUGUGUACCUGUAAACCUGUAACAACCUUCCAAUGUAUUGUAUCUUGUAGUUCAUGAAUACACCUAAAAUAAACAUAUCUUCCACAUGAAUAUAGCAAAUAAAGAAUAUAAAGUGGCAAUGGUGGCUGGAACAGUUCACCAAAAACCCAGACUAAGAGAAGAAGCUUGUGACGACCCUUGUCUCACUCCUGGACCAUCAUCAGGUCAUAAGCUUCCUAAGUGCAGGUUUUUAUUGGAACGUAGCAAGUGUCUCACUAUAGUAUUAAGAUUUUUUGAAAUACUGUAAUAUUUUUAUUAAAAUUAUUAGACAUCAUUUAUUUAUUGAUACAUCUUUAUGUAUUUUCAAAACUUAUACCACAGAAUCCUCAUCAAUAAGUAAAUGAUUUUCAAGGUAAAUAAACAUUACAGAUGGUGUAAUAAAAUUUGAACAAGAGCUUUGUAAUGAUAAAUAUGCAAAAUAUAUCUCCAUCAUAAAAUUCUUAA
Molecule: messenger RNA, 1877 nt
Organism: Cherax quadricarinatus
Lineage: Eukaryota; Metazoa; Arthropoda; Malacostraca; Decapoda; Parastacidae
Source: RefSeq, a predicted model, not a curated record